GCUGCGUAGGCAGGAGUCGGGGUGGCCACUGACGGAGUCUGAAAGGAUGAAGAAGGGGCAUGGAAGAUGCUUUAUACUUUUUUCCUUGCCUUCUGACUAAAGCUUAAGGAACCAGCAGCAGGAUGGGAGGUGACAAUCUGACAGAUGAAUGUUACUGUCCAUCUGCCUGUUUGUUACGAUGAAGAGAUUAGACAGAAUUGUCUCUUAGAAGGAACCAACUUGCUGUUGGCAGCUGGUAUUAUUUACUGACCAAAAAAGAGCUGUGAACACUUUUUUCCAUUGUCGUGGUCCCAACGAUGGCAGAGAAACAGAUUAGUUUGCCUGCAAAGCUCAUCAAUGGAGGAGCUGCUGGAAUCAUUGGAGUUACUUGUAUAUUUCCAAUUGACCUAAUUAAAACCAGGCUACAGAAUCAGAGGACUGGGCAGCAAAUCUACAAAAGCAUGUUGGAUUGUCUAAUUAAAACACUACGUUCAGAAGGCUAUUUUGGAAUGUAUAGAGGAGCGGCUGUAAAUUUGACCCUUGUAACACCCGAGAAGGCAAUCAAACUAGCUGCUAAUGACUAUUUUAGGCAUCUCUUGGCCAAGGAUGGAAUGACCCUAUCUUUAGCUAAGGAGAUGAUGGCAGGCUGUGGUGCUGGAACCUGCCAAGUUAUCAUCACCACACCUAUGGAAAUGCUGAAAAUCCAGCUGCAGGAUGCAGGGAGACUUGCGUCGCAACAGCUGAUGGGCAGAGUUCCCUGUUCAACACCUGGAUGCAAGCUUGUAGCUGUCAGCCCUGUUCUGACCAGAGCAUACAAUGUAGGACCUGCUGUCCUUCCAAGGAAGAUAUCUGCAACUCAGAUAGCAGCUGAGCUUCUGCAUGCACAGGGCAUUAAAGGACUCUACAAAGGUCUUGGAGCCACCUUGCUGAGGGAUGUCCCAUUUUCCAUCAUCUACUUUCCACUAUUUGCCCAUCUGAAUAAAGCAAAACAGGAUUCCUUGGAGGAGAGAGCCCCUUUCUUUCAGUCUUUUCUGGCUGGCUGCAUGGCUGGUUCAGUGGCAGCGGUAUCAGUCAAUCCUUGUGAUGUAAUAAAAACUCGUCUUCAGUCAAUGGGUAAAGGAAGAAAUGAAGAGAGCUAUAAUGGAAUUAGAGAUUGUGCAAGGAAGAUUUGGAUGAAUGAGGGCCCCUUAGCCUUCUUAAAGGGAGCUGGCUGCAGAGCUCUGGUUAUCGCACCUCUCUUUGGUAUAGCCCAAAGUAUUUAUUUUAUUGGCGUUGGAGAAUUUCUCAUUGAGCUGUGCCAGUAUGGAGGACUUUCCCCUUAGAACUAUCUUCUCAUUCAUUGGAACUACUAGAAAAGAAUCCACAACUACCACCGGCAGACAGCUCUCAAGAAAACAAUGGCAGCUCAGACUGACUUAUUAAUGUUUGUUCUUCCGAGAAGCCUGGAGGCAAAGCCCCAGGGCCUGGUAAAUGGUUCUAAGAUUCUGGAGACUACAUGCUUUGAUUGUAAUAUGUGAUUUCUUGUGACUUUAAAGGUCAGAGUUGUGAUGCCAAGGGCAGACAUCUGAAUGUGUGAAGUGGAGGCAAGUUUACUGACUCUGGGAGUUGAGAGAUUGGAUCCUCCAAGAACAGAAUGACUCAGGCUACUUUUAUUGAGAAUGUAUCAGAAAGCUUUGUUUAUAUGUGAAGUAAAAAAACCUUUUAAAUAAUACUUGUGGGGCCAAAUCUCUUUUGAAUUGGUUGAGGACUAAGUGAGACAAGUUGCACUUGGGAUUGUGUAUUGGUUGUUGACCAGCCACAGCUACAAUCUUUUCAGCCACCGUGACAUGAAAUUCAACAAAACUACCUUUGUUAUCUUACUCAGCAGAAGUAAACUGGGGAACAAAACUCUGUGAUUUUUUAAAUACAUCUGUGUUUUAUAACUUAUAACAGUAUCUUAAAGUCAAGAGUUUGCUUUCUGUGGCAACUGUUCUCUGCCAAAGCAACUUUAGACUAUGAAAGGGUAGCAGGCACAGGUUGUCGGGAUUGCUCUCCAGAACCUACUACAGCUUCACUGGAAGCUGGGGGGGUAUGCCUGUUUGUUAACAAUGUAUUUUGUGACCAAACUGCUAAGCAGUGUAUCUAUGUGUUAUGAAGCUGUAUGCUAAGUUCAUGUCACUGGGCUUACCUGAGAGGCUGUCAUCAAAGUGGGGAGGGGGAGUUGUAUAUACUCUUUAUUGAGAAAGUAUAAGUUGGUCUCUAGACAACUUCCAUGUACAUGGUGCAAGAGUGAUACACUUCUACCCAGGCACAAUAAAAAGAUUCAAGCUGGAGUAGCGACAAUU
Messenger RNA from Eublepharis macularius, 2303 nucleotides. RefSeq names its product mitochondrial glutamate carrier 1-like. The record is from RefSeq and is a predicted model, not a curated record. The transcript is spliced from 12 exons. Gene Ontology annotation, biological process: L-glutamate transmembrane transport; aspartate transmembrane transport; malate-aspartate shuttle. Bases 297 to 1301 code for a protein of 334 amino acids. Gene Ontology annotation, molecular function: L-glutamate transmembrane transporter activity; L-aspartate transmembrane transporter activity. NCBI's taxonomy places the organism in Eukaryota, Metazoa, Chordata, Lepidosauria, Squamata, Eublepharidae.